Molecule: messenger RNA, 3255 nt
Organism: Ananas comosus (pineapple)
Lineage: Eukaryota; Viridiplantae; Streptophyta; Magnoliopsida; Poales; Bromeliaceae
Product: microtubule-associated protein TORTIFOLIA1-like
Exons: 6
Coding region: 196-3036 (946 amino acids)
Biological process (GO): multicellular organism development; circumnutation; unidimensional cell growth
Cellular component (GO): cortical microtubule, transverse to long axis
Molecular function (GO): microtubule binding
Source: RefSeq, a predicted model, not a curated record
ACCUCACUGUGUGGGACUCUUCUCAACGAUACUUGUUUUCUACUCCAUUUUGGUUCACUUCCCCACUCUCUCUCUCUCUCUCCUCAUCGUUCUCCUCCUCCUCCAUUCUCUUCCAAAUCGCACCCCCAUUUCCCCCUAAAUGUGCUAAAAAAUCCCAUUUUUUCCCCUAAUUUUGCCACCAUACAUAGUGAGAGAAUGGCUACUUCGCUCUACAAACCCUCCUCGAAGCUCUCCAAAUCCCCCUCUUCCCAAUCCCAAUCCCUCCCCUCCCCAUCCCCCAAACCCUCCUCCUCAUCCUCUUCGUCCUCCUCUCUGUCCACCCAUCUCGCCAUGGUUGAGCUCAAAUCCAAGGUCCUCGCCGCACUGUCCAAGCUCUCGGAUCGGGACACGCAGCAGAUCGCCAUUGACGAGCUCGAGCGCAUCAUCCGCACCCUCCCCUCCGACGGGGUCCCCAUGCUCCUCGGCUCCCUCACCCACGAGCCCCCGGCCCCGCCCCCGCCCCCGGUCGCCGUGCGCCGCGAGUCGCUCCGCCUCGUCGCCGCGCUCUGCGCCGCCCACCCCGACGCCGCCGCCGCGCACCUCCCCAAGAUCGUCGCCCACCUCGUGCGCCGCCUCAAGGACCCCGCCUCCGACUCCUCCGUCCGCGACGCGUGCCGCGACUCCGCGGGCGCCCUCUCCGCCAUCUACCUCCGCCCCCUCGCCGCCGCAGCAGAGGGGGGCGGCGGCGCCGGCGCCGGGUCCUCCUCCUCCUCCUCCUCCUCGUCGGUGGUGGCGCUGUUCGUGAAGCCACUGUUCGAGGCCAUGGGGGAGCAGAACAAGGCGGCGCAGGCGGGGGCUGCCGCAUGCCUCGCCAAGGUGGUGGAAUGCGCGAAUCCGGAGGCCGCGGAGGCGUCAGCAGGGGCCGGCGCGGGGGCGUCAGCAGGGGCCGGCGCGGGGGCGCUGUUCGCGAAGCUGUGCCCGCGGAUCUGUAAGAUGCUGAGUGCGCAGAGCUUCCUCGCUAAGGGGGCCUUGCUCUCCGUCGUCUCCAGCUUGGCUCAGGUAGGAGCAAUAAGUCCUCAGAACAUGCAACAGGUGCUGCAGAACAUCCGUGAGUGUCUUGAGAGCAGUGAUUGGGCUACUCGAAAGGCUGCCGCUGAUACACUGUGCAUCUUGUCUUCUCAUUCGAGUCAUUUAGUCGGAGAUGGGGCCACCUCUAUAAUAACUAGCCUUGAAUCAUGCCGUUUUGAUAAGGUGAAGCCUGUUAGGGAUAGCAUGGCAGAGGCACUGCAGUUAUGGAAAAAGAGUACAGGAGAAGAUGCAACCUCUGAAGACCCAAAAGAUGGCAAAAGUAGUGAAUCAGCUGAUAAUGAAGAGAGAUUAGAUUCCAAUAGACCAAAUGCCAGCACUAAAAAAUCAGAAUUUGUGAAAGAUGCAUCCCCUGCUUCUCCACCCACAACUAGUGAUUCUGCACCUAAAGGAAAAGGCGCCAACAUAUCAGAAAAGGCAGCUGUUUUGUUGAAGAAAAAGGUCCCUUCUUUAACCGAUAAGGAGUUAAAUCCCGAGUUCUUUCAAAAUCUUGAAACAAGGACAAAUGACCUAGCUGUUGAAGUGGUGGUACCUCGUAAGUAUCUUCAAACACAAGGUGGCGAUGAACCAGAUAGAGAUUAUAAGGUUCAAGAAAAUCAAGAUGGAUCCAUGGACCGUGAUUUGAAUCAGAGUCAAGUUGCCAAUAACCAGAGUUCCGAGAAAAGAUUCUUUAAUAAGAUGCAAAUUGCAGAUGAUUAUUCUCGGGAUAAGUGGACGGAACAAAGAGGAUUCAGGGGUAGAGACUUGAAAGCGAGGAUGGGUGAUGUUGAUGAUAAAAAUGAAACUAAUCAGAGGGAUUCUUCAAGUGGACGUUUAAAUAUUUCUAGAUCGGAUGGCCAGGCAAAUUGGUUGGCCAUUCAAAGGCAGUUAUCACAAUUAGAGAGGCAGCAAACAAGUCUGAUGAACAUGUUGCAGGAUUUUAUGGGAGGUUCUCAUGAUAGCAUGGUUACGCUAGAAAACAGAGUGCGUGGUCUUGAGAGAAUCGUUGAGGAGAUGGCGAGGGAUCUAACUCUAUCAUCUGGAAGGAGAAGUAACUUACUCAUGGGUUUUGAAUCACCUCCAGGUAGAUCUUCAAGCAAGUACAACGGUUUUCAUGAGUACUCUAGCUCAAAAUUCGGGCGGGGUGGUGACGGACGGCUUGGAUUUGCAGAGAGAUUUCUCUCUCCAGAUGGUAUUAGAGGAAGAGAUCCUUCUUGGAGAUCAGAAUCCGAAGCAUGGGAUUCUUAUUCAUAUUCUGGUUCAAGAAAUGGAGCCAUGAGUUCAAGAAGAGGUUUGGGUGCUGCUAUCCCGAGAACUGAACGAGAUGGUGAUAUAAUAAGCAACAGGCGAGCAUGGGAUAAGGGACAAGGGCCGUUUCGGCUUGGUGAGGGCCCAUCAGCAAGAAGUGCAUGGCAAGCCUCGAAGGAUGAGGCCACACUGGAAGCCAUCAGAGUGGCUGGUGAAGAUAACGGGAAUUCUAGGGUUUCGACACGGGCGGCUAUCCCUGAACUGGACGGAGAAGCUUUGACCGAUGAUAAUAAUCUAGGUCAGGAGAGGGGCCCACUUUGGGCAAUGUGGACCCGUGCGAUGGACUCGCUUCAUGUUGGUGAUGUGGAUUCAGCAUAUGCUGAGAUUCUUUCGGGUGGCGAUGCUAUGCUGCUUGUGAAGUUGAUGGAGCAAACUGGUCCUGUUAUUGAUCAGCUUUCUAGUGAUGUUGCCAAUGAAGUUUUACAUGCAGCAGGGCAGUUUCUUCUUGAAGAGAGUUUCUUUGAUAUAGCUUUGACUUGGCUUCAGCAGUUGACCGAUUUAGUUGUGGAAAACGGCAGCGACUUACUCGGAAUUCCCAUCGAAGGAAAGAGAGAGAUACUGUUGAGCCUUCAUGAAGCUUCUGCGGUUGAAUUGCCGGAAGAUUGGGAAGGGGCAACACCGGAGCAGAUAAUGACACAAUUAGCCUCAUCAUGGGGAAUCAAUUUACAAAAGCUUAUCAAUUAAGAUCUUUGCGAUCUAUCUAAUACCGUGUCAGUUGUUAAUUAACUCAGUUUUUUUGUUGUUGUUCUUGUUUCUCUUUUUUGGUUUGCUUGGUUCUUGGGGAGCAGAUAUUACCACAUGUAAUGAAAUCGAAAGGGUAGUUGUGAAUCCGUGGACUGCCGAUGUGUGGGAAAUAUGCGUUAUUAUGACCAUUCUUCAGAACUUUUUGAUUUCUCUUCUAAA